Molecule: messenger RNA, 1520 nt
Organism: Diprion similis
Lineage: Eukaryota; Metazoa; Arthropoda; Insecta; Hymenoptera; Diprionidae
Product: DDB1- and CUL4-associated factor 13
Exons: 7
Coding region: 120-1457 (445 amino acids)
Biological process (GO): maturation of SSU-rRNA from tricistronic rRNA transcript (SSU-rRNA, 5.8S rRNA, LSU-rRNA)
Cellular component (GO): nucleolus; small-subunit processome
Molecular function (GO): protein binding
Source: RefSeq, a predicted model, not a curated record
ACACAUGGCACACUGCUUAGUCCCUUAUAUUUCACAGCGCGUGUUUCUCGCAUGUUUCAUAAUUAUCAAUCGACUUACAUAUUUGAUAAUUUAAGACAGAGGACUGGUAGUGCACCAAAAUGAAAGUCAAGGUGCUCUCCAGAAAUCCUGAUGAAUAUCUGAGAGAAACCAAACGUGAUAUUCAUAAAGUUCCCAGAAACUACGAUCCAUCUCUGCAUCCGUUUGAGGCGGCGAGAGAGUACACAAGGGCUGUAAAUGCAGUCAAGCUAGAGAGAGUAUUCGCUAAGCCAUUUAUAGGGAGUUUGGAUGGCCACAAAGACAGUGUGUCUUGUCUUUCUAAGCACCCUCUGAAGCUAUCGACUCUUUUGAGUGGGGCAUUCGAUGGAGAGAUUAAAGUGUGGAAUUUAUCGCAACGCAUAUGCGAGCGCUCAUUUCUUGCUCACGACGGCAUUGUUAGGGGCAUUGCAUUUUCACCAAAUGGAGAAAACUUCCUCAGUAUCGGCGAUGACAAAACUAUAAAGACCUGGAAGGCCGAAAGUUCAAUAACGGGAGAACAGGAGGAUCCAAUUAACACCAUCGUCAGCAAGACCGUCCUAACAGCCUUGAGUCAUCAUCGAAAAGAUCCUGUGUUUGCGACCUGUGGUGAGACAUGUCAAAUCUGGGAAGAGACCAGAAAUGAACCUGUGCGGACUUUGAAGUGGGGUGUAGACAGUUUACAUGAUGUUAAAUUUAACCCAAUCCAAACGAACUUGUUGGUUGCCUGUGCCAGCGACAGAAGUACAAUUUUAUAUGAUACGAGGGAAUCUGGUCCGCUGCGAAAAGUAGUUAUGAAGCUAAGAAACAAUAAGAUAUCGUGGAAUCCGAUGGAGGCUUUUGUUUUUACCUGCGCCAGCGAGGAUUACAACCUGUACACGUUUGAUACUCGAAAAUUGAAGUCUCCUGUGAACGUGCAUAUGGAUCACGUUGGAGCAGUUGUAGAUGUAGAUUACGCUCCAACGGGCAAGGAAUUUGUUUCUGGAGGUUACGAUAAAUCAAUCCGAAUUUUCGAGGUGAGCAAAGGUCAUUCGCGAGAUGUUUAUCACACAAAACGUAUGCAAAGGCUUACUUGUGUGGCGUGGUCCCUAGAUGAUAAGUACGUAUUGUGUGGUAGCGACGAGAUGAACAUCAGAGUUUGGAAGUCUAGGGCUUCCGAGAAGCUUGGAGUGUUGAAACCAAGAGAGAAGGCGGCCCUCAAUUACAGCGAAGCUUUGAAAGAAAAGUUCGCCAGUCAUCCACAGGUUCGGAAAAUUGCUCGUAAAAGACACGUGCCUAAGCACAUCUAUAACGCUCAGGCCGAGCUUCGUACAUUACGAGAGAAAGUUAAGCGAAAGGAAAGCAACAGACGAGCUCACUCGAAACCGGGCGCAGUGCCAUUCGUGUCUGAAAGAUCUAGACAUGUUGUUCGUGAAGAUGAAUGAAUGGAAAAAUUAUAAUUAAUAAAAGGUUAUUUUCUUUCCAAUAAAUGUCCGGAAAUUUUUCAA